AUGUCCGGAAACGAAGGCACUGAGGGCCAGCCGGGCAACAAUCUAUCUCCUGUUCAGUACAAAACUGUAUCUUCUUCUCCAUUGAAACCCGAAGCGAGUACUCAGGAUGCACAGAAAUUACGCGAACAGUUUGUUUUCAAGCCCAAUAAUAAUCUCUCUAGCGCCAUCACGAGUACAGGUCAAACAGCGUCAUCUGCCACAAGUGGUACCGCAGCUCCUGUAAAUCCAAAUGCAUUUGAAUCGUUGGUGGCUGAAUUUCCAGACUUUUCGCAGACGCUAGUGCAAGCAGUCUACAAAUCUAACUCUUUUGAUUUGUCUCUUGCUAGAGAAAGGCUUACAAGAAUUCGGAACCAGAGAAAGAACUGGGUCAGCUCAAAGAAUUUAAACUCAAAUGUUGCUCGUGGAAGCAGGGCUGCUAGUACUGGUACGGGGAGAUUAAGUGGCAUUAAUAAUACAUCUGACUCUUCAAAAAUUGUGUUGGAAAAACAGAAGAAAUCUAUCUUCGAUAGAUAUUCGAGCGCUGUAAAUAGUAAUGCACAGAACAGUGGAAUCAACUCUGAGCUGUUUGAAAAAAUGCAACGUAACGGAAGUCAUAAGAAGAGAAAGCUUGUCAGAGGCGAUAAAUUGGCUGGUGAUGAGAGUUAUGUAGAUAGCUCAAAUUCUCAGUUAGCUAAAGCAAAGCAACAGCUACUGAAAAGUCGUAAUAAAAAGUUCAAUCUUUCUGAUGAUGAAGAGGAAGUAGGCAAUGAUAAUGGAGACUUUUCAGACGCUAGUGGAGAUGAAUACGAGGAGCAUACUCCUGUGGCUAAUAUUGAUGAUCAGAUCUUGGAAUUUUUGAAUAACUCUGAAAUAGAUGAUAUUAUGGAUUUGGGUGAAGUUUCUUAUGAAAGAGCUAAAAUAAUUCAAUCCGCAAGACCCUUCACUUCCUUGUAUUCGUUUUCUCAACAAGAAUUUUUGACAGAAGAAGAGAAGGAAAAGCAGGCUAAACUUCUAGCUCAGCCUAAGAAGAGGGGUAGAAGAGGAGCUGCCCAAAGAAAGGAAGGUGAGAAAGUUCUAGAUAGAGUUUCACAAGCUAUGAGAGGUUAUAAUGCCAUUGAAUCUGUCAUCAAGACAUGUUCACAAUAUGGUAAACUAGUCUCCUCUCAAAUAAAAAAAUGGGGUGUCAAAGUAGACGCGGAAAAUGGUGAUGAUGGAGAGCUUGAUUUUAUUAAUGUUGGUUCUGAAACUGAAGGUGACGCCAUUGUUGAGGAUUUUAGCUCGUCCGCUCAAACUCCAGCACCCGAAAUGUCAGAUAGCGAAGGCUCAGAAGAAAUUAAGCUUGAAGAUGUCAAUAAGAAACUCGAGAGCACUACUGAUAAUAAUAACAAGGACGAUGGAGCCACACUUGAAACUGCUUCAGAACCUAAGCUUGACACUAUGGAAGAGAAGGAUAAAACCACUGACACUUCUGUUGAAAAAACUGAAGAAAAUACGGCUAAUGUCAAGGUAGAAGACACAGACAAAGCAAAUGACGAUCCAGAUAGCGAUUUUCAGGCUGAUGAAGAAAUGGAAUUUAUUGAUGAGGAUGAGGAAGAUGAGGAAUACGAUGAAGAACUUCCGGUAACAAGAAGGACUAGGAAUACUGGCGGGAAUUUCAGAAAGGAAGUUGUGAAAAAGAAUAGUGUUGUUAAAUUUUUCAGAGGGAGACCAAAACUUCUAAACCCUGAUGUUUCAUUGAAAGACUAUCAACAGACUGGUAUCAACUGGCUAAACUUAUUAUAUCACAAUCAAAUUUCUUGUAUAUUGGCUGAUGAUAUGGGUCUGGGAAAGACAUGUCAAGUCAUAUCUUUCCUAGCUUAUUUGAAACAAAUCGGUCAGCCAAGUCCGCAUUUGAUUGUGGUUCCUUCUUCGACGUUAGAAAACUGGUUGAGAGAAUUCCAAAAAUUUUGUCCUUCAUUAAAAAUUGAGCCAUAUUACGGUACUCAACAAGAAAGAGCUGAUCUUCGAGAGAUAUUAGAGCGUAAUGAUGGGAAAUAUGAUGUUAUUGUCACAACAUAUAACCUUGCUGCAGGUAACAAGUACGAUGUAUCAUUUUUGAAGACCAGAAAUUUCAAUGUAGUUGUAUAUGAUGAAGGCCAUAUGUUAAAGAACUCAAUGUCUGAGAGAUUUAAUAAGCUGAUGAGAAUUCAUGCUAAUUUCAGGCUGCUUCUAACGGGUACACCAUUGCAAAAUAACUUAAAGGAGCUAAUGUCUUUGUUAGAGUUUAUUAUGCCGAAUCUUUUUGUAUCCAAAAAGGAGUCCUUAGCUGCAGUUUUCAAACAAAGGGCGAAGACAUCAGAUGAUAACAAGGGACACAACCCUCUGUUGGCUCAACAAGCAAUCACCAGAGCGAAGACCAUGAUGAAACCAUUUAUUUUACGUAGAAGGAAGGAUCAAGUGUUGAAGCACUUGCCUGCAAAGCAUGUCCGUACCAGUUACUGUGCAAUGAAUGACACUCAGAGGGAGAUAUACAACCGUGAAGUGAAGCUUGUAAUGGAGCACAAGCAAAUGAUCAGGGAUGGCACAUUACCUGAAGACAAGAAAGAGCGUAGUAAGAUUGAGAACAACAGCUCAAAGAAUUUGAUCAUGUCUCUAAGAAAAGCAUCUAUUCAUCCAUUAUUGUUCCGUCACAUCUAUGAUGACGCGAAGAUAGACAAGAUGUGUGAUGCGAUUUUGGAUGAGCCAGCUUACGCGGAGAAUGGUAAUAAGGAGUAUAUCAGGGAGGAUAUGAGUUUUAUGACUGAUUUUGAGUUGCACAGGCUAUGUUGCAACUUCCCUAACACACUAGGUGAUUAUCAGCUGAAAAACGAUGAAUGGAUGAAUAGUGGUAAAGUGGAUGCUCUAAAGAAGUUGCUAGAUGAUAUCAUCAACAAGAAACGUGAGAAAGUGUUGAUCUUCACACUGUUCACGCAGGUGUUAGAUAUCCUGGAGAAAGUAUUGAGCACCUUGAACUAUAAAUUUCUGAGACUCGAUGGGUCCACCCAGGUGAACGACAGACAAACGAUGAUCGACAAGUUCUACGACGAUAACACCAUCCCCAUCUUCAUGCUAUCUACCAGAGCAGGUGGGUUUGGUAUCAAUCUGGUGUGUGCGAACCAUGUGAUCAUCUUCGACCAAAGUUUCAACCCACACGACGAUAGACAGGCGGCCGACAGAGCGCACCGUGUGGGCCAGACCAAGGAAGUCACAGUGACCACGCUGAUUACCAAGGACAGCAUAGAGGAGAAGAUCUUCCAGCUGGCGAAGACCAAGCUGGCGCUGGACAGUCAAGUCAGCAGCAGCGAGGACCAAAGCGAUCUGAUAGACAACAAGGUCAGCGAUCUCCUGGAAGACAUCAUAUACACAGAAGCUCAAAAGAAGUAA
Messenger RNA from Nakaseomyces glabratus, 3381 nucleotides. It is a transcript of the gene FUN30, whose product is annotated as DNA-dependent ATPase FUN30. Lineage: Eukaryota; Fungi; Ascomycota; Saccharomycetes; Saccharomycetales; Saccharomycetaceae. Gene Ontology annotation, molecular function: ATP binding; ubiquitin binding; ATP-dependent chromatin remodeler activity. The record is from RefSeq and is a predicted model, not a curated record. Gene Ontology annotation, cellular component: nucleus.